Caenorhabditis auriculariae is the source of this 7686-nucleotide messenger RNA. NCBI's taxonomy places the organism in Eukaryota, Metazoa, Nematoda, Chromadorea, Rhabditida, Rhabditidae. The record is from the annotation of a GenBank genome assembly.
AUGACUGUACAAGCGAACGAGAUGUCAUCGCCGAUUGAAAACUCGGAUGCGGAUAUGCCGGUGGCUGCUGACGAGGUCUUAGAACACGUGGACUCAGGUCCAGAAUUGGAAAAGGACGAGUUGGAGGUAGUUACUGAGGAUUUUUCAAAAUUUUUUCAAUAAUGUUAUUGAUUUAAAAUACAAGGACCUUUCUAGGAGAAAUAAGUUGAAACUGAAAUUCCUAGAAAAGCUUGAAAAGGAUUCAGAAAAAAGGGAACAGGAGAGUUUACAGACCUAAGGACAAGGUACAGGAGCACAGGAUGCUAGGCCAAGGAAAGAAUCAUCCUCCUCGGAAUCCUCCUCUGGGAUCAUCGGCAAGAUCAGUCCCCUGUCAACGGGGAGCGAAGAGGAACCGCAGAAAAGAGCUCACAGGUUCGCCAGGCAACGUCCGUCGUCGCCAACAGGUCGACGAGCGCGACAGGAGGAAGCCGCAGGGUGAGAAUCUUGAUCCUACGAAUGAAACUCCGAUUUUGGCGUUAGUCCAAGAAGAUAGGAAGUUUAUCUAGCAUAGCUUAUAGUACGGCCUCCUAAGUGUACGUGUUUUUUUUUCCAUUGUCUGGUUUAUGGGUUUUUUUUCUACACGUGGAUCUCGUACUUCCUCUCCUGUUUUAUUCCCGGUUUAUCUUGUAAUCUCCAGAACAUAGAGAUUCGUAUAUGAAGCGUUUGUUUGAUGAUGAUGAACCACAGUUAUCUGGGAUCAAAGCCAUCUACCCCGGAGUUGUCCCGCUUAGGAUCCGUCCUUUUAGGAGAGGCUCCGGGGGAAAGUAGACGACAUCUGUAUUCAUCCAAACAAAAUAAUUAACUUUUUCCAUCAGCCAAAAUACUCAGUAAAAACGCUUUACGAUAUAAAACGGAGACAAAGUAACAUGUGGAGGAAACUUUAAGAGCAAAUGAGUCGACCUCUUGCGGAAAAGAUCUCACAAAGAAAAAAUUUAAGAAACGGGGCCAGGAAGUAUGAUAAUCUAAAAGUGAAUAUUGCUUAAUGAAACUGAUACUGAUUUUUAAACGGAAAUUUUUGAUUCAAUGUCGUUGAUUGCCCAAGAAAUUGACGACGAUUGGCUUGGUGCACGUGAAUAAAAUUCAUAACAAGAGUCCGUUAAAUUUUCUUCAGCCCCAAAUUUUCUUUGAUAUCUGAAAAAAAAACCCACAUAUGCUAGCUUAGCAAAAAAAUACAGUAGUCUUUUUCUUCUCUACACUUUAUUUUACUGUUCGCAUCAGAACUCAUGUUAAAUCAGUCGUAUUGCUGCUUUUGCCACCUUACGUUCUAAUCAAAUACCGAAUACCUUCAAGUUCUCUUCACCUCUCAACUACUUCCGUAUGUUUCAAACUUACGUGGUUCCAGUCCUUGAAUAUUGCUCCGAGCUUUUCUCACCCGCCAUUUCCUCUGAGGAAUCUCACAAACUCGAACCUUCACUCCGUCUCUUUAGUCGGAAAGUUUUCAUUCGUUGUAAUGUCCGUUUCUUUUCUUACUCCGAUCGUCUUAGUCGAUUUAAUAUCAAACCGUUAUUCAUUCGUCGUGAAAUUUGUGAUAUUAUCACCUUGCAUAAAAUCAUCUGUGGCUCUGAUCAUUUUCUCGACCGUAAUAAAUUCUUCUCUCUUUCCCUUUUACAGAGGAAUUCACUUCGACUACGGACUACUGGUCAGUUUUCUAAUGACUUCUUUACUAUUACUAUUCCUCUUUGGAAUAAACUAACUUCUUAUUUAGAUUUUAACGUUACCCCAGAAACUCUUCGUAAAAAGUUGAACGCUCUUCCUUUUGAAGCUUUUCAUGAAAAAUAUAAUAAUAAUAAUAAUAAUUUACUCAUCCACAAAGUGAAAAGAAUAAAUAAGGUUAAGAACCUGUUUUAGGUCACCCUCACGAGUGACUUCACCGUAUAGGGAAUACAAUAGAUACCACAGUUGAUAAAAUACACGUAUAUUGAGAUUUUUGAGAUCAUAGUAGCCGUCUAGGGAGGCUGAUGAAUAAUUCAUUGUCGGGGAUGUUGUCCAGAUGAGAUUUGAAAAUUUUAGGAGGAACAGAGACGUUGAAUCUAGAGCAGAUUUUGUUCCAGAUUGGAAUCAGUAUUGAAAAGAAAGAAUCACAUAAAGGGCCAGCCUGAACUAACCGCAGAGGAUGCCGACCCGAAUGAGAGAUUCUAAAAAAUAUCCCCUCUCGUCUCCUAUGAAUUUUUCAUAUUUCCGGGUACCUGUCAACUCGUUGGGGUUGACUCCCGUGUGUUGUUAUUUCUCUGCCUAUCCUUCAUUUGAUCAUUUAUUCCUUAAUUAUUUUUUUUCUGUUAAAUAACGGCAGUGAAUAAAUUAUAUAUAUAUCUGUUUGAGCCUUUUCUGUUUUUCCAUAUUUUUCUCCGCUCCCUUUGACUACGAAAUGCCCUUUUUCGGGUCAAUCUUUUGUUGGUUUCACUGCAACCUUCGUCUUUGCAUUUUGCUGGACAAAGAGGCGCGUGAGUGGGACGCGAUCGUACGGAAGAGCCAAGAGAAAGAGUGAAAUGAAAGAACGGCCAGGAAAAAUGUGACCCCACUACCGGAUUGGAAAUCCUCCGUGACUUCUCGCAAUUUCUCGCCUUCCUUGUGCCUCAAAUUCUUUAUUUUGCUUUCGUUCACGGACAAAACUUCAAUUUUUGUAGAAAGAGAGUGAAAAGUUCCAAGUUCAAUGAAAACUUCAUGAGAUUAGUGACGACUUUAUCCAAAUUUUUUAUCGAUGUUUCCUUUGUCAAUUUGAAUUUUAAAAAAUGCGGUUAUUCAAUCUUUUCAUCAUUAAUGUCAAUUGAUCGGGAAAAGCCGAAUUUUGCUCACUACUAUCUACAACGACGUAAUUAAGGCAUUCUUUUUUUCUCUCAAAAAAGAAACAAGGAUUUCCUUGCCCUGCUUUAUGUCAUUUCCUCAGUGUAACAGUGUUGAAAUCAUAGACUGUCCUCCAACAUCCGCACGACUUGAACGGGAAUGGUUAGGGCGGCGAAACUUCUCAAGGAUGCUCAAUGACAGUGCCUAAACAAGCUUAUAAGAGGCCGUCGUCUUUGAUGGGCUUCACAGUUUUUUUCCAUCCGGCGUUAGCUGUUCCUGCCCUUCGGUCGAAUACAUCAAAGCUCUUGCAUUUUUUCUAUUUCCUUUUUUCGAAAUCUAUUUCUUCGUAACUUUCUUUCUCCCACAUACUCUGAUUUUCAACGUAAACACUGAUUUCUUUUAAGAACAUUUUUUCACAAUGCGCAAUAUAAUUUUUUUCCUGCUGAUAAGGUUACUUCAUUCUAAUGUUAUUCAAACAACUAAUGAAGACCUUCCUUUCGAUGCUCAAGUAAGUUUUUCAUUUCAUUAUUUUUAACCACAAAUCUGUGACUUACAGAACAGUUUAUUCGAUGAUAUGAUUCUUUUUCGAUGAAAUCGCUCCUCAGACGUUCACUGAAGUAGAUCUCAAAAAAAGAGCGAGAGAACUUGAAAGACUGUUAGUUGACUGAAUUUUUUUAAUUUUUGUGUUUUUUUAGUGAAUUUUUACAGCUGAAGCGAAGCACGGAGAUGAUCUCAACGCAGUAUCAUCCACGACUUCUGAAAAUCCUUUUGUUGGAAACUACGCAGAGUUGACCAUUGAGUCAAGUAAAUUAACUUCUGUGGAAUAAAAUCCUUGAAAGUUUGCAGAUACUUCGACGAUUGCCCCACUGGAAACGACUGGCACAAAUGUUCCUAAAAAAGAAGUUCAAGAAGAAGUUUAUGAGAAGAAGAACGAAGAACUUACUGUGAGUUGUGUAGUUACAAGCUAAAAUAGGAAUUUUUCAUCAUAAAAAAAAUCUGUUUUUUUGAAUGAAAAAAAGUUAACUAAGAAAAAGAUCUCGAAGACAUAAGUUGAAUAAAAAGUUCAUGAGACUCUUUUUAUUGAGCUCAGAAAAACUUGCGGCAAUCUUUCUUUUUCUUCUCUUCACUAAGUGCCUUCCGCCUUCUUUCUCACAACGAUUAUACGUUUUGAGAUUUUAUCUGAAACUUUUUUUGUUAGUUUUUUUAUGUCAACAAUUCAAGCUCAUCAGUGUACAUAUCACAAUAACAAAAUAAUAAAAUUUUAUUUUACAUCGACUUGAAAGUUUAUGUUGGGUUUGUAGGUUGUCGAGUCAUCUGGUGUUGAAGCAGAAAACUUUGAAAUGGAGAAUAGGACUUCGACAGUAGUCUCAACUGGUCAGUUGUCAAUUAUUUACUGUUUAUUCUCUGAGAAUUUCAGGAAACAGUGAGUCGGACAAUUCCGCUGAAAUGAUGGAAAAAGAUGAAGGAUCAGCUGAGCCCGACGGAGAUGAAACGAGUACUGAAAGUGUUAAAAUUAAAAACUCAACCGAGGAAUCCGCUAAUCGGAGCGCAGAAAUUGUCUUGGAAAGCGCCGAAAACUUCACUUAUGAAAGCUCUGAGCCUUUCGAAGCGAAAAUGACAGUAGAAGCUUUCCUUCAAACUAUUCCCGAAAUGCACGUAACUGCGAACGAUAAUACGCCUACAACUUCCUCUUCGACCACAACUUUGGCUUCUACGACAGUUACAGAUGCUUCUGGUUGGGUUUUUUUUUUCUAUUGUUCAAAAGAUAUUUCAAGAUGAAAUGUAUUAAAUUUAAUAUGUUGGAUACGACCUUGAUAAAGUCAAUCGGAGUCUUCAACGCCUUUAUAAGAAACUUUUUUUUCAGUCAAAAACUGUCCCCUACCUCGACUUUGCGCGAAGAAUUGUUUCAUCGCAAUCAACGAAGAUGGAUGUCAGGAUUGUCAAUGUCUUUGGCAAUCAAUUAGUAAGCUCAUAUAAAUAGAUUGAUGAGUGUGGGUAGUUUGCGAGUCCGACUCUGACUGUCCCGACCGGCAACUCUGCGAUCUCGGACAUUGCAACUGUAAGCCAGGCUUCAAGCAAGACAUGCGUCAUUCAGCGAAAUGUGAGGUCGACUUGGAACACAGCCUGAAGACCAACGGUUCACUUAUUUUCAUGUCCUGAAUAAAUUAAGAAUUCCCAGAAGUCUCAAUUGGCGUCGAAAACAGAAAUGAAAUAGUUGACAGCGUCAAUUCAAAAAAACUGGAGUACACGGACGACCGUUUCAGAGGCAUUCUUGUAAAUGAUUCAUUUUUUUCUGAUUAUUGAAAGCAAUGAUUUGACAAACCAAUUCCAGGGCUCUCGAAGUCUUUCACCUUACCGAAUUUGGAGUCGACACAAAAGAAACGCAGACUCUAGCGAGAGCUUACAAUGGGCAGGUAGCCAUGCUGCGGAAUGAUCACUUAUUAUAUUUUUUGUGUUUCCUCAACAACUUGCGGUUAAUAAAUGUUUCAGUUUGUUUGCCUUUUCAGUUUGGAAUGAAGGGAGCAUGGGUGUAUACAUCGUUGAUAAACGCUUGCUGGGCUCUUUGAAGACUCUGAAUCAUUGCAGAGUGUUUGUAGCUUCUGACGAAUUUUUUGCUUAUUAUUAGAAAAAAAAGAACCAUUUUUUUCGUAUGCACAACUAAUGUCGAUAAGGUAUAGUUUUAUCACCAGCAAGAGUUUUGAAAAAAGAAACAUCACACAAAAAGUUUUUUUUUUGCUAAAUGGAACAAACGAGAGCACAGAGACACUCCCUAACCAUGUCUGGAGAAGUUCGGGUUUCGAAAAUUUUGGUUUUAGUAACCUGAAUCACAUCUCUAACCUGCACUGAAGUCUUUUACGUCAAAAACUUCUUUUGAGGAUUAUGUAAAUCGGAUCACGACUGUUCUCGUGAAAUUGAAUGCAUCGGGUCCGACUGUUGGGCUCCUUCUAUGAAAAGAAGGCAUAAUUUUCCUAUUAUCAGAUAAAAAGCUUGAAUUAUAGAUCAGAAGGGAAAACUUCCAAAUCGAACCAAGUUUUCAUUGUUUCCAGCAACACAGGUAACUUUUUACUUUUCCCAAAUCAUACGGAACUGCAAUUUAGGAGAUGAAACUCAUGGAAUCAAAACGCAAACUGCGGAAAGACCCUUUCCGGCUAUGCUGAAACGGUGAGCUCGUGUGUUUGAAAAGAUAUUUCGUUCAUUUUGUUUAGUGCUUUGACGCGGUUCACUUCAAAAGAAAUGUUUGAAAAAGAAAUACAAAGAACGACAACCAGCUUCCGGACUACCGUUUCAACUACCAUAGCCCCGUUUGCUAAAGGUGACUCAAUAAAAAAAUGAAAAAGGCUAUCGUUAUUUUUUUUGCGAAGAAAAAAAUGUUGUAAAAGGUUUAGAGAUUCUCAGAAAACGCCCUGUUAAAGUCUUUAGAAGUCGAUUUUUAGAGAGAAGAAAUCAGAUUUUUGAACUUUUUAAUGGUAACAAAAGUCAUCCAUUUAGAAGCAUCAAUUGUUUCUGUUCCGCCGACAAGAAGGCCAGAGGAAAAACUUGAGAAGCUCACCACGAUGUAUGAAGAAAUGUCUAUCACCAAAUCUUCCUUUUUUAUAGAAAAAAAUGCCAAAGCUAUUCAAUUUUGAUCACAUUUCGCAAACAUUUGCCAAAAUUGAUCAUCCUCCGCCAGAUGCGGUAAGAGUUUUAUAGAAAUUAUUUUUUUCAUCCCUCUAGUCUAUUUUUUAGCCACCACUGGCAUUUGAGAAGUCAAAUCCGCCAGGUUUUCAUCUCGAUAACAUUGGCAACGACUUUGACUUGUAGGUCUGCCCGGCAUCUUUAUUAAAAAACGAUUUCAGAAGCAAAUUGAAUGGUGUCGAAUUUCCAAUAACUUCCAAAGUUUCAUCUCUCACGAACGAUGGUCCGAAUAUAAACUCACCUUCCGUAUUGAGCACUGAGCCGCAUGACGAAGAAGAUUUUGAAAACCAGAGCUUCAUGCAUAUCUUCGAAAAAAACAAAAACCCUUUGUCCGUCAAGUGAUUUUCAAUAGUGCUUUUCUGAUUUUUGCAGCCCUGAAUUCUCCUCGGCCGCUUUUUCUUCGUUUUCAACUACAACCUCGGCGACGGCAACGACAGAGGGAGUGGAAAACGUUUCUGAAAACGAAGAAUACCCUGUAGAAGAUGAACAAAUGGCUUUUCCCUCUUUUACGGUGGCACCAAUUUUUUCUACGACUACUCGGAAAGAAAGAAAAAGUCACGCAGCUCACGUUUUGCUACCGUCGAAAUUCACAACUGUUGAGCCCUUGGCAAGAGAAAUCGUCGAAAGAUUCGAAGAGGAAAACAGAGAAAGCACACCUAUACCUGCUCCUUUCGAGCAACACCUGGAAGGAGUAUGGUAUCCUAUGAGAAAAGGGGACAUACCGCAUUUAGGAAUAUUUGGAGGAGAGUUGAGGUUGGCAGUUUCAUCUAUUGACUUUUUGUAGAUGUCAGGCUUUUUCAGGAGAGCGCCUCAAAAACAAGGAAAGUCUGCUGAGAAAAGAUUGUACCAUGAAUACACCAGAGCUAACCGGCGUGGCAAACCUGUUAAAGUCGAAGUUCAGAAUGCUAGAAGUGAGGAAAUCAGAUCUUGCACAAAGUUGAAAAAUGAUAAUCACAGAACUGAUGAACGACGAGUGCGAAACUCGAGAAGGUUGUGGUCCACGGAUGGUUUGCUGUAAAAAACGGUGGUGCGAUAAAUCGAAAAAAUGCGGCAUAGCUAGGUGAUUCACAUACUCAUCGACUCAAAAGAAAGAUUUUCAGGUUUUGCUUGCCGUCCUGUGAUACUACAAAACUCACGUUUUUGCCUUCGGAGCCGAGAUCAGUAGGAAUCAUUGAUAUCAUAUACGACUGA